AUGGGUAGUGUUACUUCCAUUCAGCAAAACUGUGAAGAACAAGCCCAAGACCCAAAGGCAGCUCCACUCACUCUCGCGCUAGCUCGGGUACGACAGCUCUAUAAUGCUGCCGCUAUGAAUUUCGGUGCGGUUGAUCUCUGUUCUAUUACACGCUUAUUGCGUUGUUCGCUUUCUGAAACAUAUAAAGUAGAUCGGCAGACGUUGGUAGUCUUAGGUGGUGCAAUCAUAUAUCUUGCAAUGCCAUGCGAUGCUAUUCCUGGCUUCAUUCCAAUCUUAGGAUAUCUAGAUGAUGGCUAUGUGUUGCGUCAGGCCAUAAAUAUGUGCUUGUCGGAAAUACGAAAUUUUCAGCAGUGGGAACAAGCACAACAACAACAAUAA
Messenger RNA from Rotaria socialis, 378 nucleotides. Lineage: Eukaryota; Metazoa; Rotifera; Eurotatoria; Philodinida; Philodinidae. The record is from the annotation of a GenBank genome assembly.